Molecule: messenger RNA, 531 nt
Organism: Staurois parvus
Lineage: Eukaryota; Metazoa; Chordata; Amphibia; Anura; Ranidae
Source: the annotation of a GenBank genome assembly
CUUUUAACCACUUCCUGUCCGGACACUUUUUCCCCCCUUCCUGUCCAGAGACUUAACCCCUUGCCUACAGGGCACUUAUACCUCUUCCUGCCAGGCACUUGUACCCCCUUCCUGCCAGGCACUUAUAUCCCCUUCCUGCCAGGCACUUAUACCCCCCUUCCUGCCAGGCACUUGUACCCCCUUCCUGCCGGGCACUUAUAUCCCCUUCCGUGCCGGGCACUUAUACCCCUUCCGUGCCGGGCACUUGUACCCCCUUCCUGCCUGGCACUUGUACCCCCUUCCUGCCGGGCACUUAUACCCCCUUCCUGCCGGGCACUUAUACCCCUUCCUGCUGGGCACUUAUACCCCCUUCCUGCCGGGCACUUAUACCCCCUUCCUGCCGGGCACUUAUACCCCCUUCCUGGGCACUUAUACCCCCUUCCUGCUGGGCACUUAUACCCCUUCCUAGCCGGGCACUUAUACCCCCUUUCCUGCUGGGCACUUAUACCCCCUUCCUACUGGGCACUUAUACCCCCUUCCUGCCGGACACUU